Molecule: messenger RNA, 2413 nt
Organism: Oldenlandia corymbosa var. corymbosa
Lineage: Eukaryota; Viridiplantae; Streptophyta; Magnoliopsida; Gentianales; Rubiaceae
Source: the annotation of a GenBank genome assembly
CACUCCGAUGCGAUUAUUUAGUUUGGACGUUUAUAUUUUGUUCAAUUAUUUUGGGACCGAGGUUAUCUCGCUCAGCCUCAGUGAGAUGAAAUUUAACAAUAGAAAAAGGGGAAUCAGGUAAGUGAAGAUGUAAAAGAUGCAUUUAUGAUUUAUGUUUUGCACGGUACAAAGCUGUACAUAGACCUAACUCGUGUAUUAUUACAAUGGAAUUAAGUUACCAUGUGGGUUUUUAAUCUCCAUAAUAGAUUGAAUUAAGUUUCAUAUGUCGGAUUUUUUAAUCUCCAUAAUAAUUUGAGUAUGCACGAAGUUGUUUCACAUCAGAGAUCAUUCACUUCUCGCUACCUACCUCCUUGUGAAUGGGCCGGUCAUCCAUUCAUUCCAUGGUACCUUUCUAUUUUGUGGUUGUUUUUUACGCUUUAUGUCUAUUCACACAGCUUAAAGUCUCAAACUUUAUCUACAAAAAGAACCACGACUUUUAGUCAGAACGAAAAAAAAUAAUAAUAAUUAAAUAAAAAAAUGAAACCAGUUGGAGAGAUUUUUGUAGUUCCAUUCAUCGUGAGCAGCCAUGUUUAUCCUUGCAUUGAGCUCUGCAGGCUACUCUGUUCCGUAAACUACAAAACCACUUUGAUCAUCUCCUCGGAACUAAUUCCCGGAGUACCGGAAUUUCUUCUCAAAAACCAACUUUUCCUGGUGGCCGAGUGUCCGCACCCCUUACCCCCGCCUCCGACCAAAUCGACGAAAUCCGGUCCAAACCAUCUGGAGAUCUAUUUCCACCAAAUGGGCAACUUCAUCGAGUCUAUGCUGGAAUCUCGUAAUCCCCAGGAUUGGAAACUCCCGUGCUUUGCCCUGUUAGACAGCAUGAUGAUGCCGGCGGCUAAAUCCGCGUUCACGAGAUUCGGCGCUCCCGUGGUGGCGAUUUUCACCUGUGGCGCUGCGAGUAUGGCCCUCGAACACGCCGCCUGGAAGUCCGACGUGGAGGACCUGAACCCCGGCGAGACCCGCAUCCUUCCGGGCUUGCCGGAGUGCAUGGCGUUUCGUUAUUCCGACCUCACUCGGGGGAAUCAUGACGGGCCCGGAACACCAUCAUCAUCAGUUGAUUCAAGGGAGAUAAAGAAGAAAGAGAAGAAAAAAUCGAUGCCGACUCAACCGGGAGAUGAACCGCCAUGGGUAGAAGACACAAAAGGAGCCGUUGCUUUUCUCAUAAACACAUGUGAAGAACUCGAAAGACCUUUCAUUUCCUACAUUUCCGACCAAAUCGGUGUUCCGGCGUGGGCUGUUGGGCCAUUACUCCCCGGGGAAUAUUGGAGGAGUUGGACCGGAAGUACUGAUCAAGAAGAAACCCAUUUGAAUUCCACAAAACUCAGGCCCAGUUCCAAAUCAAACUACUCUGAAUCUUACAUCCUGAAAUGGUUAGAUACCAAACCGAAAUGCUCUGUGCUUUACAUCUCCUUUGGGACUUACCUGACCCCUGAAUUGGAAGAGCUUGAAGAGUUAGCAAAAGCCGUGGAAGAACUGAACCCGCGAUAUUCCUUCAUCUGGGUUCUUCAAUCCGGGAAUUCACAAGUGCUUUUUGAGUAUUACCCUCAUGGGCUGGAUCGAAAAGUUGGUGACAGAGGUUUAAUCAUUCAGGGCUGGGCUCCGCAGUUGUCGAUCCUGAAUCAUCAGGCCGUUGGUGGGUUCUUGACGCACUGUGGUUGGAGCUCCACAAUGGAGGCGAUUGGGCGUGGGAUUCCGAUGUUAGCCUGGCCCAUCAAGGGUGAUCAGUUCUACAAUGCAAAGUGCAUUCAGGGCCACUUUCGAAUCGGGAUUUUGGUAUCGAAAUCUGGAAGAAUGGUUACCAAAAAUGAGAUUAUUGAAGGGAUUGAAAUGCUGAUGGGUGAUGAAGGAUUGCGUACAAGAGCCGCGGAACUGCGCAAUGAAGCUUUCAGUCAUGGUUUUCCGUCUAGUUCUCUGGCUUCUAUUGAAGCUUUCAAGGGUUUCUCUCUCAAUUAUUAAGUGUAACCUUCUUCCUUUUCCGGGAAUAAAAAUAAUAAUUCAUGUUGUAAUCAGUGAAUUUCAUUAGAAAUAAUAAAAAUUUUAUGUACACCAACACGAAACUCAAAAUUUAAUGUGAACUAUUUUUUAAGUACAAAAAUGGUACUUUUUAGAACAGGGAACCAUAAAUUAUAGUCACCUUAAUGAUCCAAUGAUUACAUGUAUUUUUAUAUGAAUGGUCAUUGAUAUCUAAUUGAUUCCCCUGGUUGAUGAGACUUCUAAAUAAUUUGGCAAGUAUAACUAUAAUUUGGAUUCAUGAAAGAAAAUAAUGUUUUCGAUUAAUGACAAUUUUCGCUUAUAAACAAAAACUAAAACUUUGUAAUACUUUGCAAAUUCACCCAUGCACAAACUAAAUCCACUAACUAGCUCGAUCCCACUC